Molecule: messenger RNA, 4925 nt
Organism: Panicum virgatum (switchgrass)
Lineage: Eukaryota; Viridiplantae; Streptophyta; Magnoliopsida; Poales; Poaceae
Exons: 1
Coding region: 2904-4502 (532 amino acids)
Cellular component (GO): membrane
Source: RefSeq, a predicted model, not a curated record
UGCCGACGACCGCGUCGAGUCCACCCACCACCGCGGUCGCCGUCGCCAUCUUAUUUCGGCUUCGGAUGCCGCCGUUCCUCGCCGCGAAGAAGAAGAUCGCUAAGACGACCAGGCGCCCUCAAGCGCGUGCGCGCGCUGCAGUACGUCUCCCUGCAGAGCGUGUGGCGGCCGCCGCCGCCCAUGGACAAGGAGGCGGCCGCGCUCCACCGGCAUUGGAGCUGACUCUAGGAGUGGGUCGGUGCGCAACCCUCCUUCGACAAGGAUGUCCCCGUGCAGCACAAGUUGGCCAACAGCUGGGACGCCGCCACCGCCGCCAGGCAGCUUCGCCCCUGCGCCUUCCUCCUCGGACCCGUACCAGAUGCCGCCUUCGGCUCCAUCCUCUUGGGCACCGCUGGCGACGCCGCCUCCACCACCGACAAAUGCAAGCUGGACGAGGCUCGCAACCGGAGAUCGUCGUCGACGUCGUCGCCAUCGAGCGCGAGUUCGGCUGCGACGCGCUCCCCGUCGCGCUCAUCAGCAUGAACGGCGCCCUCGUCAGCCAGUACAUCGAGUUCGUCGCCGACCACUUGCUCAUGGCAUUCUGGUUGCCGUGGAUGAGGUCACCAGCUUCUCGCCCACGACAUGUUCGAUGCAAUGCCUCAACUGCGACAUCGCUCCAGCUUUAUGCUCGGCAGCCUCCCCACUCAGAAUUCACAAUGCUUGCAUAUUGGAGAGCAAGGAAAUCAGGUACAUCACCAGCCGCUACUAUUCUCACUUGAUUGGUGCUGUUCCGGUUGAAGUUGCCACCGAUGUUCUUGAGGACUGCAUGAUGCUUGAUAUAAUGAUUGAGACGAAUCCAGCGAUUUCUUGGCCUUCCCCGUGGCAGGAUAUUAACACUUCGCCUUCUGAAACAACCUGGCUAUGCUUCAUUUUAUGGCUGCCAUUCAGUUGUGGUUUGGCUGGAGUGCAGAAUAGGCCACCAUGGCCACCACCUGUGCAAUUGGAAAGGUUAUCUUCAAAGGUGUUUGCUGUUCAGUCAGAGAGCACAAAAUGAAGCCAUAAAAAUUAGUUGUGUUUGCUAAAUGGUGGAAUUAGAGAGCUUCUUAUGCUUAGCAACACAACUACUUGCUUGGACCAGAGAAAUGAUGUUGAUAAGUUACAGCUUGAUGUCAAGAUUUCUGUUACAAGUCAUUCAUAUUAUUUGGCGUUGCUCACUGUGGAUGGCACAAAAUUCACAUCACAGCCGUCAGUUACCCACUGUCACACAGAAGAGCAACAACUUGAUUACAAAGCACUCAAAUUAAGUGAAGUGAAAUGGUCAAGUGCAGCUCGUAUAAGGAAGGCUAGUGGACUCAGACAUCUAUUUCGCUACAGCAGGAAGGCACCUUUGCUUCUAAUCACUUCAUCAGUUUCUUUUGCUUGGACUAAUUUUGGCCACUUUGUCUGGUGUUUGAGAGUUCAAGAAAAGAACCGUUGGUUAAGUGCUAAGGCCGAUUGGCCAGAUCAUGACUGUUACCUCAUAUUACAGUUCGUGAUGUUGUUCCAGUCACAUGUUGCAGUUGUUCAGUGGCCUCAGUUACCUUCAUCUCUACAACAGAAAACUGGUGUUUGGUUAUGGGCUUGCAUUGUUGAGAUAUUUCACUUGAAUAUACUUAUACAGAUAAAGAUCAAGGGGUGCCAACAAUAUGCUCUUGCUCAGUCAGUCCUGCCGCAGUUCUGGACUUUUGGUAUUUAUUCAGAGUUGUUUGCUGCAGCUGUUGGUCAAAUGAAACAUGAUAAUGCUACCAUAUUACUGCCUCAUGUUAGUAUAUCAGGCCAUGCUACAUAUAUAUUCAGUUCAGGGUAGAAGUGCUCCACAUUGUGCAGAAGUGGAGUCUACUGCAAUUCUAUGCUUCUCCUGGAGUUCCAUGCGACAAGAUUGCAUGUUCACUAGUGAGGAUUACUGGGACAGUGAUAAUAUUUCACUACUGAAAGCAUGUGCUAAGCUCCUGAAUAUUUUUGUGGUAUCUACUGAUUGUAGCAUCAGUCGCAUCGCAGCCACAUGUGUGAUCAAGUAUUGUUGGGGCACAACUGAAGAGGAUAAGCAAUCAGAGAAGCAAUGUUCGUAUGCAUACCAAAUUAUGCUGCCUUGGGAUCGAGGUGUUGUAAAGCAUAACUUCAAGAAUUUCUUAUCAUGGGCUUGGGGGCAAGCCGAUUUUCAAGGGAGGAGGAAUGUCAUGACCCAGGUAGGUAAUAGGACAGCCAUGGGCCGUUGAGUAUGUUCAGGCCAUGGGCCGGUGGGAUGUAUUGGGCCUGAGGCCAUCUAUGUACUGCAACAUAUAUACCUGGUCGCUUUGCUGCAAGGGGCGUCGACGAGAACAUAACUGAACCUCUGAAUCCUUCUCUGUUCUUCAUCGAGUUCUUGUGUUCUUGCUGAGUUCUUUCCCCUAAAUCCCUCCAAUCACCCCUAAAUGCUGAGUUCUUCAUCGAACCUCUGAAGCAGCAUGGAAAGAGAUGGCCGUGGCAGUUUGCCAAGCACAAGGGGACACACGAACACUUAGUUAAUAUUGCUUCAUGGGUUUAGUUUAAAGCCUAAUCGGUAGCUAAAUCACCUCGAUGUUUUCACAGGAAGGAGAUGAUCACACUGAAGAGUGCAGACACAUGGCCACUUCUGUUGGCCAACCACGCACGGCACAACAUCGACCGAUCAGUAGUUCAGUACAGUGCUGGAUAUCUCUGAUUUCUUGAUAUAUCCUUCCCACGUGGCAGAGCUGAACCCUCUAAAUAUCCAAAGGAAAGCAUGAGAUGGUUCACUGCAGGAGUCCAGAUCAGGAAUCACAGCAUCAGCAUGCUUCAACACGCUCUCCUUCAAGGACCUGGGCGCCAACGUGGGCGUCCUCUCGGGGCUCAUCAACGAGGUGACGCCGCCGUGGGUGGUGCUCGCCAUGGGCGCCGCCAUGAACCUCGCGGGGUACCUGAUGAUCUACCUCGCCAUCGACGGCCGUACGGCGCGGCCCCCCGUGUGGCUCAUGUGCAUCUACAUCUGCGUGGGGGCCAACUCGCAGUCCUUCGCCAACACGGGGGCGCUCGUCACCUGCGUCAAGAACUUCCCGGAGAGCCGCGGCAUGGUGCUGGGCCUGCUCAAGGGCUUCGUCGGCCUCAGCGGCGCCAUCUUCACGCAGCUCUACCUCGCCAUCUACGGCGACGACGCCAAGUCGCUGGUGCUGCUCAUCGCCUGGCUCCCCGCCGCCAUCUCCAUCCUCUUCGUCCACACCAUCCGCAUCAUGCCGUACCCCCGGCGCGGCCGCGGCGCGGGCUCGGCGGCGGCGGCGACCAGCAACGAUGCCUUCUUCUGCUUCCUCUACAUCUCCAUCGCCCUCGCAAUCUACCUCCUUGUCAUGAUCGUCGUGCAGAAGCAGGUCAACUUCUCGCACGCCGCCUUCGCGGUGUCGGCCGCGGCGCUGCUCCUCGUCCUCUUCCUGCCGCUCGCCGUCGUCGUCAAGCAGGAGUACAAGAUCCAGAAGGAGCUCGAGGAGUCCAUCCGCGAGCCCCCCACGGUGACCGUCGAGAAUCCAGCUGCCUCGCUGCAGAUGGCAUCGGCAGCUGAGCCGCCGGCGGCCAAGAGCCAGCAGAAGCAGAGCACCACCACUGGGGAAAAUGGAACAGAGCCGCCGCCGCCGCCGCCGUCCAGGUCCAGUUGCCUGGGAUCGUGCCUGAGGCACAUGUUCAGCCCGCCGGCGCAGGGGGAUGACUUCACCAUCCUGCAGGCCCUGGUGAGCGUGGACAUGCUGGUGCUGUUCCUGGCGACCAUCUGCGGCAUCGGCGGCACGCUGACGGCGAUCGACAACAUGGGCCAGAUCGGCCAGUCCCUGGGCUACCAGGCCAAGAGCAUCAACACCUUCGUCUCCCUCAUCAGCAUCUGGAACUACGCCGGCCGCGUCACCGCCGGCUUCGCCUCCGAGAUCUUCCUGGCGCGCUACAGGUUCCCGCGCCCGCUGAUGCUCACGCUGGUGCUCCUCCUCUCGUGCGCCGGCCACCUCCUCAUCGCCUUCGGCGUGCCGCACUCGCUGUACGCCGCCUCCGUGGUGAUCGGCUUCUGCUUCGGCGCGCAGUGGCCGCUGCUGUUCGCCAUCAUCUCCGAGGUGUUCGGGCUCAAGUACUACUCCACGCUCUACAACUUCGGGUCCGUGGCGAGCCCCAUCGGCGCCUACGUCCUCAACGUCCGCGUCGCCGGCGCCCUCUACGACGCCGAGGCCGCCAAGCAGCACGGCGGGUCGCUGGACGCCGGCGGCGACAAGACCUGCAUCGGCGUGCAGUGCUUCCGCAAGGCGUUCCUCAUCAUCACGGCCGCCACAGUGGCCGCCGUGCUCGUGUCGCUGGUGCUGGUGUGGCGGACCAGGAACUUUUACAAGGGCGACAUCUACGCCAAGUUCAGGGACAACGCCGCCGCCGACGAUGACGACGACGCGGAGGAGGAGGGUCCGAAGUGGCCGAAGAAGGAGGCGGAGGGGGAGUCGACAUCGGUCAACGGGAGGAAGGGGUAGCGGCGUCCAUGCCGGCCGGCGACUGCGUUGACUCGGUCCAAGCACGCGCACACAGUCUCACAGCGAGCUAUCGCUCGGUUUUGACUUGGUAUACGACGGGUUGUCUUGUCUCCCAAAUCCCAUUCCAUGCUGCUGUUCUCAAGCUCAAAGGGAGCUCAACCGAACGGCAAUGGAGGGAGGGCGCAGUCAGAGCGCGGCUAUCACUGCAUAUGGCAGGUGAUUAGGCGCGCGAUUAGUGUGUAAUUUUAGCAGACGAGUAGUGAUGAUGACAGUAUAGAACAAAUGCUUUCUUUUUAGUGCUGUUUGGAUGCAUACGUGUUACAGCCACUCUUGAAGGAUCUUGAACCAAUUCGAGAGAAAAGGGCCAGGUUCCAUGGUUCGAAUGUUCUUGGCAGGUUUUUAGAAAAAGGAAGUUCUUGGUAA